Dermochelys coriacea (leatherback sea turtle) is the source of this 849-nucleotide messenger RNA. RefSeq names its product myelin-associated neurite-outgrowth inhibitor-like. The record is from RefSeq and is a predicted model, not a curated record. Lineage: Eukaryota; Metazoa; Chordata; Testudines; Dermochelyidae.
GCAGCAGGAGGCCUAGGCCCCAGCCACCGCUCUAGCUUCCGCCCCCUCCGACCGCAAGGCUCCGCCCAUUCCCUGGGCUGCAGCAGACACCGAGUGACAGAGCCAGCGCCGGGGCCGCAGAGCCCCGCAGCCCGUUAUUGAAAUCAUGAAUCCUGUUUAUAGUCUUGAAUCUUCUGGGGUUCCCUGUGCAAAUGCCAAAGGAAUUGGUUAUCCAGCCGGUUUCCCAAUGGGCUAUGCAGCAGCUGCCCCUGCCUAUUCCCCCAAUGUGUACCCAGAAGCAAAUCCUACCUUCCUAACAGGUUAUACACCAGGAACACCAUAUAAAGUAUCCUGUUUACCCACCAGUGGUGUAGUGCCACCUUAUUCUUCAUCACCCAAUCCCUACCAGACUGCUGUGUAUCCGGUUCGAAGUGCCUAUCCACAGCAGAAUCCAAAUGCACAGAAAGACACUUACUAUACGCAGGGUUUAUAUGCAGCGCCACCCCACAUAAUCCAUCACCCCACAGUUGUGCAGCCUAAUGGCAUGCCAGCAACUAUGUAUCCUGCUCCAGUUCUACCACUAAGAGGAAACGGUGUGACUAUGGGAAUGUUGGCUGGUACCACUAUGGCAAUGUCAGCAGGUACUUUGUUGAUAACUCAUUCCCCAACUCCUGUAGCCCCUCAUCCAGUUACUAUGCCCAUAUAUUGGGCUCCAGGACCACCAACCUAUAGCUAUGUGCCCCCACAGUGGUGAUUAUUCUGGUAGUGUAAGUUACCAGUGCCUACAGUUGAAACAGUGGCCUGGAUAUAAAUGUCAGUUCAUUUUGAUUAAGUUGUGCAGGAGGAAGGAUGUUUUAUAAACACAAUGUC